CUUUCUGAAUUUCCUGACUUCAAAAGUCAGUCUGACAUUGCUCUCUCGGUCUCAGCAGGGGAGCGGGGAAUAUCUCAAGCCAGCUACACAAAGGGAAAACAGGGCGCCCCGUUACUCACCAGGACAGGUCAGUUUGUAAAUUCCCAACAACGACUCCUGAAGAUAACCAUGGGUAGUUUCGCUUUUGAAUGCACCCUGAAUGAGGAUAUAAGGAAAACACGAGAUUGUCAGAAACAGGAGGUUGAACAUGGGUGAAGUCUUAAUAUGAAUCCGUCAUUGUUCCUGUGCUGUGUGCUGCUCUGUUUAGCCUGCUGUGUUAUGGUACACACACACAUGAUUAUAGAGGAACAAAACAGCUCCAACCAAACAACUAUCAGCUUACAAGCAAAUAGCCAAACAGAUGCACCUUCUGUGCUCAUAGUCGGGCUUGCAAAAACUCCUAAGAAGAACAAGAAAGCGGAAAAGAAACCAAAAAAGAAAUUCAACCACCGUGUGAAGAGACCUCCGCCGCCGCCGAACUGCGUCCCGCUCUGGAGCAGCUGCAAGACGCCGAGCGCGGUGUGCUGCGAGCAGUGCGCCUUCUGCCACUGCCGCCUGUUCAAGACCGUCUGCUACUGUCGCAUGGGCUACCCGAACUGCUGAACACCCCGUGGAGGAUGCUGGGACCGUCCCGAGUCGAACGGCUUGUUUGUAAAACCCUGUGGGAUUAUGAGUGAGCUCCAUCAUAUAAUCGGAGGCUUCCUGGCCAGACAGUUUGUCAGAAGCGCUCGGGACCUUGAUGAUUACCAGAGUACUUUAAACCAGUUUUUUAUGAAUUAUAAAUUUAUAUUUUAAAAUGUUUAUACUAAUGAAAAUAAUUUUAACUUUACGUUGUAAGCACUUUAUGGGGGGAAAUGUUAAAGCUUCCGGCUCUUACCUGUAACCUGUUUGAGCUGCUACAGACAAGAAGAGGAAUCGGCCAAAAAGAAUCACAAAAACACCAAAAUCACCAUGACAACCAAUGGCUGACGGUGUUUACAAUAAAACCGCCAAGAAUCUCAACAACAAAUAAAACAAAAAAUAAUAUGUAGGCUACUUAAACAAAACGACAGGAUCCAAGAUUCUUAUUUAAGAAGAAUACUUUAUAGAAAGCAAAAAAAAAAAAAAAAGUUUAUUUCUGUAUAAUUUGGUGAAGACUUUGGUUGUAAUAGUAACAGUUGAAAGACGAACUAAAUUAAGUAUGUUAUUGGGACGAUAAAAAAAGUACGUUUCUGUACAUUAAUGUACAGAAAAUUGUACAUACAAUGUCUAUCAUUAUUAUUGAUUCAAGCAUGAAUGGAUCAAGACCAAUUUCCAACUUACUCAUUGGAGAAACGCUGCAGAAUGGCGCGCUUUUAAUUGUACAAAUAAUCAAAUAUCAUUAACAUAAAAUAAUAAAGAAUUAUACGUAUAAUUUGUCUGCUGAUUUCUGAUUUAUGAAGAUGCUCUUACUAGCUUUUUCUGACCACUUGCAAAAAUCAUGUUUGCCCACAACUACAAUCUUUUUAGUUUGGAGGACAGAAACCCCCCAAAAUAUUAUAUUUGAAACCAACAUAAUGAAACAUUAUUGUUUAUUUUCCUAUAGCCUACUGAAAUAAAUGUUAUAGAAGUAAGGUCUCUCUCUGUGUGUGUGUGUGUGUGUGUGUGUGUGUGUGUGUGUGUGUGUGUGUGUGUGUGUGUGAGUGUGUAGCCUACAAGUUUUUCUAUCCGGGUGGGGACUUAAACCCAACUUGUGGGGUUAGAAAGUUCCCACAAGGAGAGUAAACCAGAGGUGUAUGUGUAUGUAUGUAUGUGUAUAUGUAUGUGUGUGUGUGUG
Carassius gibelio (silver crucian carp) is the source of this 1834-nucleotide messenger RNA. Its product is annotated as agouti-signaling protein-like. Lineage: Eukaryota; Metazoa; Chordata; Actinopteri; Cypriniformes; Cyprinidae. Bases 265 to 642 code for a protein of 125 amino acids. The transcript has 4 exons. Gene Ontology annotation, molecular function: neuropeptide hormone activity; melanocortin receptor binding. The record is from RefSeq and is a predicted model, not a curated record. Gene Ontology annotation, cellular component: extracellular region. Gene Ontology annotation, biological process: positive regulation of melanin biosynthetic process; hormone-mediated signaling pathway; melanosome organization.